GAUAAUUUGAUGCAAGAGACCUCUGUCGAAAUUUAUGCGAACCCCAGUAUUUAAAUCUUUCAACGGUUAGCAUUGCGAGGAAGCGUUUGUACACAAUAUGAAAAGUACCGUGUUUGUAUGCGAAAAACAAGCGUGUAAAUAGAAAAAUUACAGUCGAACAAAGUGUGAAGAUUUAAUUCAUAAAAAUGAACGACACUCGUAAUUCAAAGAAGGAGAAGAAGCAACAUAUACAAGUUUACAUUCGUGUCAGACCGAUAAAUGAUUCUGAAAGAAUUGGAAAAUCAGUAACAGUUGUGGAUAUUCCGUCUAAUAAAGAAAUAGUCGUUCGAGAUAGAUCACCGUACGAUAAAUUCACGAAGAAAUUCACUUUUGACAAAGUAUUUGGACCUAACUCGAAACAAUUAGAAGUAUACAAUGUAGUUGUCAGUCCAUUAGUGGAGGAAGUUUUGGCCGGAUAUAAUUGUACAGUGUUUGCUUAUGGUCAAACUGGUACAGGGAAAACUUUUACCAUGGAAGGAACAAAUAAUGAUCCAUCAUUACAUUGGCAAAAAGACACCCUCGCUGGAAUCAUACCACGUGCUUUAAGUCAUUUAUUCGAUGAACUGCGUAUAUUAGAGGUACAAGAGUAUUCGAUAAGAGUCAGUUUCUUAGAAUUAUAUAACGAAGAAAUAUUUGACUUAUUAUCUCCUAGCGAUGAAGCUGCUAAGAUAAGGAUAUACGAGGAUCCAACCAAAAAAGGUUCAGUGAUAGUACAUGGUUUAGAAGAAAUGCCAAUUCACACUAAAAUUGAAGUAUUCAAAAUUCUUCAACGAGGUUCAGAGAAAAGACAAACAGCAGCUACAUUGAUGAAUGCUCAUUCAAGUCGUUCUCACACAAUAUUUUCUAUUACCAUUCAUAUAAAGGAAUAUACUAUAGACGGUGAAGAAUUAGUAAAGACGGGAAAACUAAAUCUAGUUGACUUAGCGGGUAGUGAAAAUAUUGGGAAGUCUGGUGCCGUUGAUCGAAGAGCGAGAGAAGCAGGCAAUAUUAAUCAGUCUCUGUUAACAUUAAGUCGAGUUAUAACGGCGCUUAUAGAAAAAACUCCACACGUACCAUAUAGAGAAUCGAAGUUAACGCGGCUGCUCCAAGAAUCAUUGGGUGGACGUACGAGAACUUCGAUAAUUGCAACAGUGUCUCCUGCCAGUAUUAAUCUUGAAGAAACCUUGUCGACUUUGGAUUAUGCACAUCGUGCGAAAAAUAUAACGAAUCGACCUGAAAUUAACCAAAAAUUUUCUAAGAAAGCAUUACUUCAGGAAUACAUAGCAGAAAUUGAAAAAUUAAAAAAAGAUUUAUUAGCAACUCGUGAACGUAAUGGUAUUUAUUUAAAUCCAGAUAGUUACAACGAGAUGCAAUCAUUAAUAGAAUUACAGAGUAAGGAGAUAGAAGAAAAGUUACAUUACAUUAAAGCGCUCGAAGAAGCUAUGCAUUUUAAGGAGCAACUGUUCAACAAAUUAAAAUCUAAGAAUUCUGAACAAGCACAUGAGCUACAAAAUACAACAAAUCAAUUGGAAAGUACAGUAAAUGCAUUGAUGAUAACAUCAUCGUAUUUGGCAGUAUCGGAACAAGAGAAAGAAGAGCAAAAAUAUCUUGUUGAAAAACAUGCUUCUACGGAAAAUAUUCUCCUGUCGCAAGUACAAAAGGUUUUAGAUGUCGCUGAUACAGCUACCGCAGAUGUACAUAAACUUCAUGAUAAGGUUUUUCGUAAAAUACAAGUAGGGCAACAAAAUAACUGUCUUGGACAACAGUUCAAGAAAUAUAUUAAAGAUCGAAUUGUAAACAUCGAAGCUGAUGUUUCAGAACAGGCGGAGACUUUGAUCAAAUUCUGUACCUUUGUGAAAGAAAAUAUUGAUGCGCAAUCUAUUUCACUUAACGAAGCUAUUGAUAAGUCGAUUCAAACGAUAUCCGGAAGUCUUGUUAAUUCCGUGCAAAAUAUAACCGAUGAACUAAAAAGGAACAUAAAUGAUGCUAAUUUAAAGCAUCAACAAUGGUUUGAAGAUGAGAUAAAAAAUGUUACGACCGUAGCAGACAAAGAACGUAGGGUAUCAAAACACAUGUUCAGUAUUACAGAGAAAAUUAAGCAAUUACUGGAGAAUAAAAUAGCCGAAAAUUGUCACGUUUUAAAUGCCGAUACAUCUUGUAAAAUCGACAGUUUAACGGAAUCUGCAAAAGAAUUAAUUACAUCAAUAUUUAUAUAUUCGAACGAGAAGUGUGAUCGUUUAAAUAACAAUAUUGAAGAAGUCAAAGAAAACAUUGAAAAUAUUCGGCAGAGUCAAAAUACUGUUAUGAAAGAACAUGCAAAUUUUGCAAAGGUAAUGGAAGAUUUACAACGCUGUUUUAAUGAGCUACAAAAAGAAGAGAAAGAAAAUUAUUCCUUGACGCAUGAUGCGUUAAAUGAUAUCGAUGAAACGUGUAGUAUUGUAAAUAACCAGAUUUCGAAUACUUGCCGUAUAAAUAUAGAAAAUGGAAAUCAUGUACAAGAGAAACUUCAAGAUAAUUUAGAAACAGUGAAACGAGAGGUUGCAGUGGAAACGGAAAAGGCGUGGACAUUAACGGAAAAUACUGUCGCACAAAGUAAAGUGUUAAUAGAUCAAUUUCAAGCAUAUUUAGGCAAAAAUUGUGAUACAGUUGCGAAUUACAAAAAUUGUGUGGAGCGUAGUAUAAGAGAAUUGGAGCAGAAAAUGGAAGAAGAUAAGAGCCCCCUUUUAUCGGCAAUUAAUGACGUUUAUAUGACAGUUUAUAACGCAAGCGAUAAACACGCAAAGUGCUUAAAUAUUUGUAAAACAGCUUUCAUGAACGUGUGUAUGGAAGUAAGUAAAAAACUUGAAUAUGAAAAUACGAGUGCAGCAAACACGAAUAGUAGGAUUAUCGCAGAAAUACAAUCGAUACGUAAUCAGGUUGACAAGUUUUUCGUCGAGGAUCUGUUUCGCGAUGUUCCAACAGGAUAUACUCCAGUAAGGAAAAGCUUUCAAUAUCCAAGGAAACUUAUUAAAACAUCUCCUCCUGAACGAAUUCUUAAUAGAUAUAGAGAAGCACUUAAAGAAAUUAACGAUGAUAAAGAACACGAAACAACUUUUGCAUUGAACAAUAACACAGAAAUAAACAAAACUGUGAAUGCAACCUGAGAAAUUGAUUUGA
Molecule: messenger RNA, 3174 nt
Organism: Megachile rotundata (alfalfa leafcutting bee)
Lineage: Eukaryota; Metazoa; Arthropoda; Insecta; Hymenoptera; Megachilidae
Product: kinesin-like protein Klp61F
Biological process (GO): mitotic spindle assembly; microtubule-based movement; spindle elongation
Cellular component (GO): spindle microtubule; nucleus; mitotic spindle
Molecular function (GO): ATP binding; microtubule binding; plus-end-directed microtubule motor activity
Source: RefSeq, a predicted model, not a curated record